Lineus longissimus is the source of this 1512-nucleotide messenger RNA. Its product is annotated as neuronal acetylcholine receptor subunit alpha-6-like. Gene Ontology annotation, molecular function: excitatory extracellular ligand-gated monoatomic ion channel activity; transmitter-gated monoatomic ion channel activity involved in regulation of postsynaptic membrane potential; transmembrane signaling receptor activity. The transcript is spliced from 5 exons. The record is from RefSeq and is a predicted model, not a curated record. Bases 1 to 1512 code for a protein of 503 amino acids. Gene Ontology annotation, biological process: signal transduction; regulation of membrane potential; monoatomic ion transmembrane transport. Gene Ontology annotation, cellular component: neuron projection; synapse; plasma membrane. Lineage: Eukaryota; Metazoa; Nemertea; Pilidiophora; Heteronemertea; Lineidae.
AUGCAUCGAUCAUAUUUACUGACUGCCUUCGUUGCGUUCGCGUUGAUACUGAUAACCGUCGAUGCAGGUGUCGACGUUGAGGAAAAUGUCGAUGCAGAUGUCGACGUUGAGGAAAAUGACGAUGCAGGUGUCGACGUUGAGGAAGAUGACGAUGCAGGUGUCGACGAUAAGGGAGAUGACGAUGCAGGUGUCGACGAUAAGGGAGAUGUCGAUGCAGGUGUCGACGAGGAAGAUGAGAGUCGUGAUAACAAGGCCAAUGUUGUUUCGAGUACAGCAUUUAGCAACGAAGAAAGACUGAUAAACGAUUUGAUGGCUGGUUAUAAUAAGAAUGUUAGACCCGUCGUGAAGCCUUUCGAACCAGUACAGCUUAGUCUUUCAUUCAGCGUUCAGCAAAUACUUGAAAUGGAUAGCCGCGACCAAACCAUCACCUUAACCGGUACCCUCACUAUAGUGACCAAUUACAAAGCUACAAUCGUCAGUGUAGGCGCGCAUCACUCUGUCUGGUGGAAUCUGCAGCAGGUAUUCAAGGCUACCUGCGAGAUGGACAUGACACGUUUCCCAUUUGACAAACAAAAGUGCAAGCUCUGCUUCACUGGCACGAAUACCUUUGCUGAACUCACCAAGUUUUCUGCGGUGCCCUAUCCCAACGGACCAUUCUAUUAUCCGAACACCGAGUGGCAGUUGAUGGAUUAUAAUGGGUAUGUUGAAGAAGUGCCAUUCGACUACUCUGUAUCCUUAACGUAUACGGCGUACUAUUACGAAAUGACACUCAAGCGUCGCAAUCUCUACUACUGGAUCCACCUGAUUGCCCCGUGCAUGAUCUUCUCAUUCCUGGUAACACUUGUCUUCGUGAUGCCCGCGGACGCCGGGGAAAAGAUCUCCUUCAGUGUGACCGUUCUCCUUGCCUUCACCGUCUACCAGUUGAUGAUCGCGGAUGAUCUUCCCAAAGGGUCCACAGGCAUCUCCCUUAUGUCUCGAUACCUUCUUGCCCUCCUGGCUCUUUCCGCCGCGUCCGUCAUCUGCAGUAUUUUCGAUCUGUACAUCCACCACCGCGACCCAAAGACGCCGCUUCCCCGGUUCUUCAGGGUGUUUAUCUUCUCCUGUCUGGGACGUAUUCUAUGCAAGGGAAAGCAGACGGCAGAUCAGCGCAAGAAGGUCAUAGUUGCACCAGAACAACGUGGAAACAUCAUAAUGGUGCAUGUCAAUGAGUACCCCCUUCGGCCCGACAACAAAACUAACAAUGCAGUCGCUUACACCAAUCAGGAAAGUGCAAUCUUUCAGGAUAACUCAAUGAUGGCGAUGGCAGAACGUGCUUUUAAAGAGAUGGCCCAGAUCAACGAGAAUCUGAAAGAAGUGAAGGCGAUAUUGAAGAACUCGCCAUCCGAAGAAGAGAAUGCGGUAGAUGAGGUUAAUGAAUGGAAAUUAGCCUCAGGCAUCCUCGAUCGAUUCUUUCUUGUCGUAUUCUUGAUUGCUGCGGUGAUGAUUAACAUUUUCUGUAUUUUCAUUGCCUAA